This is a messenger RNA of Priapulus caudatus, 868 nucleotides long. RefSeq names its product ankyrin repeat domain-containing protein 13D-like. The record is from RefSeq and is a predicted model, not a curated record. The transcript has 3 exons. Lineage: Eukaryota; Metazoa; Priapulida; Priapulimorpha; Priapulimorphida; Priapulidae. Bases 107 to 691 code for a protein of 194 amino acids.
GUUUAAGGAAAUCCGAGGGAAAAUUGAGAAGCAGAGAGAACAGGAAGCGAUUGAUCAGCAGCAGCAGAAGGGUUUGACCUCUAACAUUUUGACAAUAAAGACCACUAUGACGGAGGCACAGCAGCAUGUAGCUCAGAAUGUUAUCCAAGCUGCUGCCCUGAGUGGAAAUGCGAAAAGCGAGCCACACCGCUUCACCGAGGGAGCAAGAGCGCGAGACGUGCACCGAGUUGAGCACAUUAGAGAUGAGGAUGAUGAGCUGCUGCAGUUUGCCAUCCAGCAGAGCCUCCUAGAGAACGGAAGCGAAAACGAUCAGGUGACCGUCUGGGAGGCGUUGACCAACAGAAGACCAUCCGAUACGUCGCCGAAUCAGCCGAAUCGAACUGUUACGCCAUCGGCCUAUAUCAGCUACGAAGAGCGACAGUUGCAGAGGGCAAUCGAGGGGAGGCUGCAUGACACGGCGGCAGCGGCGGCAGCAGCGCCUGCAGCCAUGAGCGUUCGCUCCAGUGACAGCGACCUCGUCAACAUAUCAAACGGAAACAUGAGCGAAAACAGCGAGCCUGAGUGCAGCGAUGACCAGCUGCGCAUCGCCAUGGCGAUGUCUCAGCGCGAGGCCGACGGUGCGGCAGCGCGCCGCAAGCAGGAGCAGGCUGAGCUCGAGCGCAUCAUCCAGCUGUCGUUCACCGAGAAGUAACCGUGGCGACGCACGGCGGCAUCCAUCACCCGCGGUUACGGCAGACUUUAGCGGAGGGGCCCCGCACACGCGCGAUGUUUUUCGUGGUGUCGUCGCGGCGAAUCUGCUUGCGUGCGUGCGUGCGUGUGUGUGUGUUGGUGUGUUUGCAGGUGCGUGUGUGUGUUGGUGUGCGUGUGU